Scatophagus argus is the source of this 1666-nucleotide messenger RNA. It is a transcript of the gene tmem138, whose product is annotated as transmembrane protein 138. The transcript has 5 exons. Lineage: Eukaryota; Metazoa; Chordata; Actinopteri; Scatophagidae. The record is from RefSeq and is a predicted model, not a curated record. Bases 513 to 1049 code for a protein of 178 amino acids. Gene Ontology annotation, cellular component: cilium.
UUUACGGAAAUACAUACGUUACAGCUGAAAAGCGGCAGUGGACGCUCCAAGUGGAUAGCAUUGUUUGUCGAUGAAACUAGGAAUGUGAGCAAUCUAGCGAUUCUUCUUGGCUUCCCGCCUGAUUUUCACUCUUCACACAUUUUUCUGGAAAUGCAGGAGACGACAAGGAUAUCCCCAUCAAAAAUGUCAACAUGCAUCCCAAUGAAAAGAUCACAAACAUCUAAUCUGAUGUGCUGGACUGCCUGCAGUCAGAGGAGAAAAACAACAACUAAAUAGAAACAAAUCUGAGUAAAGAAAAUUUAAAACAUAAGGUGGAAAAGACACUCGUUUUAUCUACGUGAAUGGACGAGUUAUACAAAGUCAGAGCUGUUUAUGUAGGCGGUGAAUCUAGACCAGGCAGACUUAUGUCACCAGCAAGUACCUUCGUUUUAAAAGUGUGAAUAAAAACGGAUAGAAGCAAGGAGGGGAAUAAGACUGUGGAGCUCGGUGGUGUGCAGGAUCGUCCCCAGAAGAUGCAGACCGGUAACUACUCUCUGGUGCUUCUGAUCCAGCUGACUCUGUUGGCCUAUGACCUCUUCGUCAACUCCUUCAGUGAACUCCUAAGAGGAGCGCCUGUCAUCCAACUAGUGCUUUUCAUCAUUCAGGACAUCGCCAUCUUGUUCAACGUGAUCAUCAUUCUACUGAUGAUGUUCAACACCUACGUGUUCCAGGUCGGCCUGGUGUCUCUGCUGCUGGAGAGAUUCAGGGCUCUGCUGAUAAUCUCGGCUCUUUACUUGACCCUCAGCAUCUGCUUCCACUGCUGGGUGCUGAAUCUUAGAUGGCUCGAGUCCAACCGUUUUGUUUGGACAGACGGACUUCAAGCUCUUUUUGCUUUCCAGAGAACAGGUAAUUGGUGGAUUAAUUCAGAGCAGCAGUAUUGUAUUACUACUUAUACAAACGCACAGCAGAGUAUAUGGGAGACCCGAGGCUGUAUGAGGACUCUCUGUGGCUGCGUGAUGCCUUUGCCAGAGCUCGUCAGUGAAGGAGCGACCAGCUUGAGAGACAUUUAAGGACCCGUGAAGAAAGGCCUUUCUGGCAUAACAACACUGGGCAUCAGUUAAAACAGACACUUGGAAAGCAUUACACUAUUAAACAUAUAAUCAGUAGGCUUAUGUUGAACACUGAUGGAACUCACCAACGGGUAAAGAGGAUAAACCGAAGUCUCAACCAGUUUGUUUACUGGCUCUUCGUAGCCAAGCGAGCAGCCAGUUAAAUGGUUUACAGUGGCAGGUAAGCCAAGUGUGGCAUGUAUUGUAUUAAUCAGGAUUGGGUCUGUUAAUCUAUGUGGCCUUUGUAAAUCAAUUUGAGUUGCAGACACAAUGAAAGAAAGUUAGAAGAUUAGUGAAAAAUGGUUACAGAUGAUGCCAUCGCCUCUGUUGGCACGCAUGUUUUGAUGUGUAUACUGUUUGUAGAACAACAUGUAGUGAUAGCUUUGUUGCACAAGUUCUGUUAAACCCCCACAAAGGAAGAAACCUGUUGUUUGAUUUUGCCUUAUGUAAGGUCAAUAUGUGCUGUUUACAUGGUUAAUGUAAUUUUAAUAACCCAAUUUUCAUGUGUAUCCUGUUGUUUUUGAGUGGGGAUCUUUGAAUUGUGUUCCUGUUGCUUUUAUUAAAUAAUCCUUCUCUAA